Messenger RNA from Magnolia sinica, 1297 nucleotides. RefSeq lists its product as uncharacterized. The record is from RefSeq and is a predicted model, not a curated record. Bases 76 to 756 code for a protein of 226 amino acids. The transcript has 4 exons. NCBI's taxonomy places the organism in Eukaryota, Viridiplantae, Streptophyta, Magnoliopsida, Magnoliales, Magnoliaceae.
GCAGUGAGCAGACUUGUCUUCUUCCCUUCUGAAAUUCAUUCCUCUUUCAAAUUACAGUAGAAAAGAAAAGGAAAAAUGCAGAGUAUCAGAGCCGAAGAUAUUUCGAAGAUCGGAGGAAUCGCCACCGUCGCUUUACUCCAUUCGUUCAUCCCGACGCACUGGCUCCCGUUUUCCAUCGUCGGACGUGCGCAGAAAUGGACUCUCUCCAAGACUCUUCUCGUCACUGCAUUCGGAGCUGUCCUGCAUGUAAUUUCGACCUCACUUCUUGGCAUAACUGCAGUUACCAUGGCAAACACCAUUGCCGGCGAGGAAACGGUCAAUAGACUCGCUUCCCUUUUGCUGGUAGUUCUUGGAGGGAGUUACAUCAUGCUGUUUAUGUUGGGAAAGGGUGGUCAUAGUCAUGCCCACAACCAUCCCAUGGAGAGGAUGGCUGUUGCUGGGCUUGUCCUUGUGCCCGCCUUGUCUCCAUGUGCGACCACUCUGCCAGUGUUCCUCGCUGUCGGCAACUCAUCCUCCAUGAUGGUGCUUGCUAUCAUAGUGCUGCUUUUCAGCACUAUUACUGUGAUGACUUCCUUGGUGUCCCUCUCGUUCUACGGUGCUAGCCAACUCAAGUUUCACUGGGUGGAGCGCUACGACAAGCUUCUCGUAGGCACUGUCCUCUGUCUGGUCGGUGUUUUGACACUCAUUCUCCAUGAUCAUGACGGCAAAGGGCAUUCCAGUGGAGAACAUUUGCACAGAAAGAUUGUUGGGUUGUGAGGAUUUAGGUGGGCCAUGUUAUCUGAACUAUAUUUUUCUUAAGAGUGAUAUUGAAGAACCGGUGCAGACAUAGUUUCAAUGGCGGAAUAUAUUGUGAUGAGAGUGCCCCCCACAAGCCUAUCAAUUGUACCUUAUCAGCAAUGGUUUCCAUCAUUUAACCACAUACAGAUGCAUGGUUUAACAUGCGAUUGGAGUUUCAAUCUCGUGGCUCAGUGGUUGAUUAUUUGUGUUUCAACAUCAAGGUAUCAAGUUCGAGUUCAGCUUAUAAUCGAGAAUAUAUGUGAUUUGUUGUAAUUGCAUGAAGAAUCCUGUUGUAUUGGUUUUUUUUUUUUUUUCUCUUUUAAUUUGUAUAAUAACAUUUUCUUCCUUUGACUGUGGCCGGCAGUAUGGUUGAGGAUAGAUGGAAGAUGCAACUUCUGGUACAUGUGCCAACCUCGCGCACAUGUGGCAGAUCUGUUCUGUUCCUCCCCCUGCUUGGCCGGCCCACCAGGUGGGUGACGGAGUUAUUGUGAAUGCAGACCAUUGACCAUUGUCUUUCUAA